GUCGUGUCGUCAGUCAAUUGUAGAAUAUCGUUGAUGAUAGUCAAUCGUAAUAGCGGUGUCUUAGAAUCAAUUAAAUAACGGUGAAUUAAAUUUUUCGCAAAAUGGCGGACGAAUAUUACCACGUGGUGACGAGAAUGGAAGAUAUAACUGAACAGGAUGAUCGUCACUUGGCGGGCGCGAGAAAGGAAAUUCGAAAUGGAAAUACGGACUUAACAGUAAUUAUACCUGAAAAUCCGUUUCCCGAAAUAGAAGUGGACGCUUACCCGCCGUUAAAGUUUUCGUGGGUUAUCCCCAAGAAAUUGGCAGCAAUGGCCUUCCCUAGACAUAAGGAGAAUUUGAAGUUUUUAGUCAAUCAAGGUAUAACGCACCUGGUCACUCUGACGGCGGGAAAAAAGCCACCAGUUGAUGACAUGCCGAGGUUGAAGUGGACAGAAAUACCCGUGGAAGAGUUCGAUGUACCCACGGUAGAGCAGAUAGAGAAAUUCAUAGAUAUUUGUAAGAAGGCUGAUAAAAAUGGAGAGGUGCUCGGCAUACACUGCAGACAAGGCAGGGGUCGUUCCGGCGUGAUGCUCGCCUGCUACCUCGUACAUUUUCAUCGAUUCGACCCGGAACAGGCGCUCAAUGUUAUUCGAAUGAUACGAAAUGGAUCAUGCGAUUUCUGCGAGCAAGAGGAAGCCGUGGGACGGUAUUACGAACAUUUGACAGAAAAUAAUCCCCUCCGCUUUGGAGUAAGCGGCGAAGUAAUGGAAGAAUUUAUAGAAGCAGCUAAGGAAUAUACGAAAAAAGCACUAUUAUAAUUUAAUUCCUGAAUUUUAGGCUAGGGCAAACUCAGAUUUGCAUACUUUAAUUAUGUAAAGUGAAACUUCUCUAUGAGGGUUGAGAGUUAUUUCAAGGUCGCGUCAUGGCACUACUUUCACGUCAUGGAGUAAGGCGACGACUUUGAUAUCUUUGAAUUUUGAAGUUUCACUUCUGACACGUGUGCUCUGCACACACGCUCUUUUUUAAAUGGUAACCUUGAUUGAAGAAACGAACGUUGUUAUGUUUUGUUUAUUUGAUCUAUUUUUAGUGAUACAGCUAGAUUUUAGAUUAUUUUGCACUAGUUUUCAUCAAAGCAGUCGUAAAAUUAAAUGUCGGAAACGUUAAUUCUGUACAGGCGUGUUUAAUCUGUUUAUAUUGGCAAGGUUACACGGAAGCAUAAUAUCUAAUUAAGUAUUAUGCUUUCAUUAGAGAAAUGAAUAUCAUUUUAAUUUUCAUCUAGUUAAGUAAAAUAGAUUUUUUGAAAGUUUUGAUUAAUUGAUACUCGGUGCCGAAUUAAUAAAUUAAAUUUGUAUAAGGUAAAUGAUCCGAAAAAUUCCUAUAUAAAUUAUAAAUUUAUUUUUAAUUGACUUUUUUUGAAAAAUUAAAAUAAUACCUCACGUAAUUAUUCUCACCAUGCAAUAUUUUUGUCGUAACCCUGUACACAAUUUAUAUUAAUAAAAAAUAUUUUUUAUAGCUCAUUAAGUUUGUGCGAUGACUGUGAUGCAAUGUGUGAUUUAGUUAAAUAUGUGUUAAAGCUGUGUACCUGAUAUAUUGUUUUUAAAAUAAUAUAUUGUUUGAUUUA
Messenger RNA from Colias croceus (clouded yellow), 1600 nucleotides. RefSeq names its product dual specificity protein phosphatase 23-like. NCBI's taxonomy places the organism in Eukaryota, Metazoa, Arthropoda, Insecta, Lepidoptera, Pieridae. The coding region runs from base 102 to 797 and encodes 231 amino acids. The record is from RefSeq and is a predicted model, not a curated record. Gene Ontology annotation, biological process: cilium assembly; protein dephosphorylation. The transcript is spliced from 3 exons. Gene Ontology annotation, molecular function: protein tyrosine/serine/threonine phosphatase activity.